AUGAUAGUGAAUCAAACCAGAUGGGCUCGUCUCCGCUCGGCCGGCGCCUCGCGCCGGUCGAGAAUCGUCAUCGCCGCCCUGAUCAUGUUCCUCGCCUCCGCGGCGCUUGUAUUACAACCCGACUGGCACGUCGCGACUUCCGGGCUUCGCGUACCUGGGCUGCAUCACCCGACAAAGAGCUCGACACCCGUGGCCGAACCCGUGCCGGUGCCGCAAACACCACUGCCGGAGGCAACUGACGCGGACGUCGACGUACAGGCGGCCGUGUUGUCGCCCGAUGAAGACGGCAUCCUCUUGUCCGUCGGCAACCCGAUCUUCACGUCGCCGAACGGGCGAUAUACACUCGCCCUCCAGCCCGACGGCGAUCUCGUCUUGUCAUACUACCAGAUCGACGGCACCGCUCACCCGCUAUGGUGGACGGGAACGGGUGACCGACACUCGGGAGGCCGGACCGUCGCCGUCGAGAAGCACAAGGGCCACGUGCGUCUGGUCGUCAACGCCAUGCUGAAGAACACUUGGGUGACGGUAUGGCACAGCGACCUCGAGCCGAAGUGCAAGAAUCCCGGCGGUAUUGUUCAGGCGCGCGACGCUUCGCUGCUGGAGAAGACGUCGAGCCACCUGGAGCUUUCCAAUGACGGGAAGCUCACCCUCGCCGGCGUCUGCGACCUCCGCGUCCCGCCGAGUCACCACGAGAAGGACCGUAGCCUCGCCGUCAUCGUAGCGGGCCUGUACCGCACCAACCACGUAACAUGUAAAACGCACAUGGAGCAGCUCAUCAACGACCAUCCAGCUUUUUCCCGAAUCGACGUCUUCGCUUACAUGCUCUACGAGCAAGCGGACAUUGACGUCCAUGGCCGGACGCCCGAAUCGAUCGAGGCACAGCUGAGGGAGUGUUACGGGACACAUCUGAGGUCCGUUGAUGUCGUGCCCGUCGCCGAGGCGGAGGAGGAGUAUCCGGGUGGUAAAGAGGCCAUGUUUGCGCCGUGCGGGGACCGGUUGAGGAGGCUGAACAACCAGCUCAGGACGGUCUCGCUGGCGGCGCAGAAGUGGUGGGCGUGGACUGUGACGAACGGGUUCACGCACGACACCGUGUUGAGGAUCAGGCCGGACACCUCGUUCUGGGGCAGGCCGGAGUUCAAGACCCUGGAGGAGAUGGGCGACGCGCUUAUAUUGCCGCAUCCGAAGGGGGAGCAUUACUUUUAUUGUGCACGGAUGAGGGGGAGCGUUGGCGUCGGCCCGACCGACCAGAUCGCCUACGGCACCCCGGCAUCCAUGCAGCACUGGCUCUACAUGCACGACCGCUUCGCGCAGAUGGUCGAUCUGGCGUCGAACCCGGACAGACCCGCCCUGCGAGACUUCUCGGGGUGCGAGGACAUGCCGUCCGGGCCGCUGGCGAGCGACUGCCCGCGGCCGGCGCCGUGCUCGAUCGAGUGCCUCGUGGCGUGGUACCUCGACGCGCGCGGCGUGGACUUCAGGAUCGAGUGGGGCUGGGAGCAGAACCCCCUGAGGUGGAAGGAUAUCGGGAUGCUCGGGGCCGAGGAGGAGAGGAUGGCGGACCAGCACCAGGAGGAUAAGGACGACGGGAUGACGUGGGGUUGA
Molecule: messenger RNA, 1599 nt
Organism: Colletotrichum karsti
Lineage: Eukaryota; Fungi; Ascomycota; Sordariomycetes; Glomerellales; Glomerellaceae
Exons: 2
Coding region: 1-1599 (532 amino acids)
Source: RefSeq, a predicted model, not a curated record